UGUGGUCAGUUUUUGGAUACUACUGCUCAUGAUGAGGCUGCUGUGAUUAAAGUUGGAAAAGAGGCUAAACAGGAAAUCGAAGCUGCAAAUCCAGGGUAUAGUUUACCUCAUGACCCAACAGUAUUGCUGCUUAAGCAGCCAGAGCGGCCAAGAAAUUAUGAUGAUUAUUUCUAG
Messenger RNA from Gryllus bimaculatus (two-spotted cricket), 174 nucleotides. Lineage: Eukaryota; Metazoa; Arthropoda; Insecta; Orthoptera; Gryllidae. The record is from the annotation of a GenBank genome assembly.